GGAAAUCCUUACCGGAAAAACACCUCAAAUCAACCUGCGGCAACCAACUUACAUUCAAAGAUUCGCCUUCUUCCCUCGUCACUGUAUACUAGUUGAAGUCCAUCAAUGUUACGCAAAAUGGAGGUUAAAACAACAAAAUAUUCUGAAUCGAUCAACUCAAAUCGGAGGGGUAACAGUAGCCAGAAGAGGGAAAGGGGCUUGCAGAUUGAAGGAUACGCGCUAGAAGGGAUAUCAAUAGCAGGUCAUGAGACGUGCAUAAUAGUUCCCUCGCUUAACUUAGCCUUUGAUAUUGGCAAGUGUCCUCAGCGUGCCAUCUCUCAGCAGUUCCUUUUCAUCUCUCAUGGCCACAUGGAUCACAUAGGAGGACUACCUAUGUAUGUUGCGACUCGUUCCCUUUAUAGAAUGAGACCUCCUACUGUUCUUGUACCAAAAGUAAUCAAAGAAAGUAUAGAGAAGCUUUUUGAAGCUCACCGAGCUAUGGAUCACUCAGAACUGAACCAUACUUUGAUUGGGUUGGAUGCGGGAGAAGAAUUCUACUUGAGGAAGGAUCUUAAAGUUAGAGCAUUUAAGACUUAUCAUGUCAUUCCUAGCCAGGGUUAUAUAGUAUAUUCAAUCAAGCAGAAACUUAAGCAAGAAUAUGUUGGCCUUCCAGGAGAUGAGAUUAAGAAGUUAAAGUUAUCAGGUGUGGAGAUCACGAACACUUCAACAACACCUGAAAUUGCAUUUACAGGUGAUACCAUGUCAGACUUCAUUAAGGAUCCCAAAAAUAUUGAUGUUUUGAGGGCAAAAAUCCUCAUAAUGGAGAGCACUUAUGUGGAGGACAAAACGACAGCAGAUAAUGCAAGAGAAUAUGGACAUACUCAUCUGUCUGAGAUUAUCAAUUUCGCAGACAUGUUUCAGAACAAAGCCAUCCUUUUAAUCCACUUUUCGGCCCGCUAUCAGUUGGAUGUUAUUGAGGAGGCUAUUUCUGCAAUACCUCCGCCUUUGGCAGGCAGAGUUUUUGCGCUUACAGAAGGCUUUUGAUGCAACGCCAAAUCUACUUAUCUGGUGGAUAUUUCCUUUUCCUUUCCCCUCCCCUAUGAUUUGGCUGAUUUCAC
Solanum verrucosum is the source of this 1097-nucleotide messenger RNA. RefSeq names its product nuclear ribonuclease Z-like. The transcript has 8 exons. Lineage: Eukaryota; Viridiplantae; Streptophyta; Magnoliopsida; Solanales; Solanaceae. The record is from RefSeq and is a predicted model, not a curated record. Bases 106 to 1023 code for a protein of 305 amino acids.